Amoebophrya sp. A120 is the source of this 2045-nucleotide messenger RNA. The record is from the annotation of a GenBank genome assembly. Lineage: Eukaryota; Dinophyceae; Syndiniales; Amoebophryaceae.
CUGCAAAAAUUGUUUCAAAAGUAAAUCUUAGCUCUCGUCGCUCGCGCUUCACGGUUUGAUAGUAGCCUUCUGUUCUGUCUGGCUUCCACAUUCCAGCGAAUGUUCGUUCGCUCCUUUUGACCUAUUAUUAUCUGCAGUUUUCCUGGGUGGUCAAGCGGAGCCAGCACUCGCCUGCUUUCUUUACAAGCUAGAGCCAUCUACUCGCAUCAUACUUUUACUGCGGCCGCAUUCCGAUUGCGAUUCCCGCGAACCGAAACGACCAAGCCGCGUUCUGCGUGGGAUCGUCGAGCGAGACCAGCGGGCCACCAGUGCAACUACUAAGCAGACCACUCGGAUUCUUGCGCCGACUGCCAGUGAUAGUGCGACCGUCGGCCCUGGAUAAGAAGUCUUCGAACCUACGGCGCUACCUUGUAAGAGUAGGCAUUUCGUCUUCGUCACCAAGGCCAGCGAGCACCGCAAGUCGCUGCAAAACCAGUGAGGGCAUGCCCGCCGCCGCCUCCGCAACGGCGCGCGCGUCUCCCGGGCGGACGAGCUUUCUGGGAAGAAAAUGGUGCAUGAUCUGCCUCGGGCCUGUUCCCAUCGCUGUUGGGGCGUACAAGUUACAUAUGCAAGUUGGUGAGACGAAGAAGCAACAGGCGAGGAAAACCACGGUUCUGAUGAAGCACAACAAGAGAGCGAGCGGAGCUGCCGAAGGAGCUUCAGAGGGUGAAAGCGACAGCGGAUGUUGCCCUUCCGAGACGGAAACUGACGCGGUCCAGGGCGAUGCCACCACCAGUAGUACGCGAAUGGAAAAAGCAAACAUACUUUUCAUGAUCUUGCAAUUUCAAUUUUUGCAUGGCGCAGUCGUUCUGCAUUAUAAGGAGAGAUGCCCGAGGCCGAGGGCGGAAGUACAGCUGCACACACAUCAAGAGCUUUCGAUGCUUUUGCCACUUCCGGCUGAGAAAAGAGCGGCAUUUUGAAGAACGAAUUUGUGAUCGUGAUGGUCUUUGAUUUUCCCAUUGAUAGCUACCACCACAACCACCACGACCGCUGUUCCGGCGAACGAGUCCUGUAUCAGAGCGAAGACCGUGCACGCGUUCUUCUGAAGAAUUUGUUUUCCGUGCGCGCGGAAAACAAAUCGAAGCCGGCGAAUCGUGAAGCUAAAACUUCGUGUACCGCCGCACAUUGAAAUUGUUGAAACUGGAAUUUUUCCUACGGGAUGAAGCGCAUCACUUUACGCGUCUGAUAUGCAGAAUAGUGAUAUCUGCAUUUACAAAUUUAGGAACAGACCGUGUCAUCUCCCCUAGUACUGCUGCAUGAUGAUGACCAUCGUUACGAUCGCCUUGGUUACUGUUCGGAAUUUUAUUUGUAUGUGUUUCUUUUUCAUAAAUUUAAAUGAUAAUGAUGUUGCCGCGAGCACCAACGACAGCUGCUAAGAUUGAUACAUGAAGUGGACGCAAUCAGGCUUUUUUCAGAGCAACGCACGUGCACCGAUUUUCAGCUGGACACCCUGUGCAGACGGAUUCAAGCGCGGAGCAAUUUGCAGCAAUGUAAACUCUACACUCCGUGUGACACUCGAUGAGAUCUACACAUGUUGGACACCGUAUACCUCCUGGAGCAGGGGCUUUGACACCCACAAGCAGUACGAAAACGGGUCGUGUGAGCGGAAAAACGCUGGGACGGAUCCCCCGACAUACGACUCGCUCGGAACUGGGUACUGUGUGUGCAAGCAAGGUACCACUGGCGGGGGACCCUGCGCCAACUUCUUGAAGCUGGCCAACAUUACAGACAGUGAUUGUGAAGCGAGGUGCUCUGCUUCCGCAGACUGUCUAGCGUACGUCACAAAAGUGGAUAAGCCGUCGCUUAGAAAUGGGGACGAGACGUGCACCCACUUUACCGUCAUCCCGCCUCUUUGCGCACUCGACAUGGUUCUGUGUGGUCGUCAUCUCCCGGAAGACCAGUGCGCCAAAGAGCAAACCAAAUUUUGUGAAAGCACAGCGUGCGACGAGAGCAACGAUGCCGACGUCGACACGUGUUGUACCCUACAAGCGGAAGCAGCGAAAUAG